UCAAUUCUCAAAUCUGACGCUAAGCAAAUUCUCGCGCAACACGCUCAAUCCCUCACGCACCCUCCGCUCAAGAAUGCCCUGCCUCUCCUCCUCCUCCGCCGCCGCCGCCGCCGCACCGUUCCAGCCGGCAGAUCCGGCGUCGCGAGGCGCCAUGGCGUGGCAGCAGCUGAGCUCCCGCACGCGGGAGUUCGACCACUUUGUCGUGAUCGACUUUGAGGCGACCUGCGAAAGGAAUUCCAAGAUCUACCCGCAGGAAAUCAUCGAAUUUCCCGCGGUCCUCGUCGACGCCGCCACCGGCGGCCUCGUCGCCUCCUUCCGCACCUACGUGAAGCCGCGCCACCACCCGCGCCUGACCGCGUUCUGCUCCGAGCUGACGGGGAUCCAGCAGGAGCAGGUCGACGGCGGCGUAGAUCUCGCGACGGCGCUGGCCAUGCACGACGCGUGGCUGGCGGCGGCGGGCGCAUCCAAGAACCGCCUCGCCGUCGUCACCUGGGGUGAUUGGGAUUGCCGUACAAUGCUGGAGUCAGAAUGCAACUUCAAGGGACUUACAAAGCCUGCUUAUUUCGACAGAUGGAUCAACCUUCGCAUCCCCUUCGAGGCCGCGUUCGGUGCUGGGCGGCGCAACCUUCAGGAGGCAGUCAGGGAGGCGGGUCUGCAGUGGAGCGGCCGCCUCCACUGUGGGCUCGACGAUGCGCUCAAUACGGCCUGCCUCCUCGCCGAGCUGAUGCGGCGGGGAGUUCCCAUCUCCAUUACCGGCUCGCUGGUGCCGCCGCCACCGGAGCAGAAGCCUGAGGUGCAACUUCAGCAACAACUCUUGCCGGCGAAUCACAACUUCCGCUGGUGCGUCGGUGGCGCUGCUGCUACUGACUGCUGCUGCUACUGCUACUGCGGCGUGGCCGUCAGAGCCGACGUGGUGACGACGCCGGGCCCUAUGCAAGGACGCUGCUUCUUCAGCUGCGGGAACUGGACGCCGCUGGGGCCGAUGUGCCCGAUCUUUCUCUGGGCGGCUUGAUUGCCAGCCGUCCAGACUCCAACGCAUCGUCGUCAAUAUGAUCAGCCAGCUAAUCACUUCUACUGAAUUCGUAGAGUGCAUGUUUACUAUGCUUACUUAGUGUUCAGGAAAUAUUGCCACCCAAGGCUUAUGUCACAAUCUUUUUCCUACAGAUAAGUUUCUUUCCUUUAUUUUUCUAUCUGCACUCAUGUAGCCUAUUUUUUUUUUGUUUUACUAAGUUACCUGGUCUAAAUACUAUCAUCUCUUCUGCAGGAGACUUGAUGGUACUCGUAGGCAGCAGAAAUGGAGACGUGUACAUCAUCACUUUGGCAUCAGACAUGAUGGCCAAUUGUCAUACCAACAAAAGGCUUCGGCAGCAGAAAAGGAGACAUGAUUAAGCUGGUGUCAUGUGGUCUUCGGCAAGGGGUUCCUCUCCCCCCAGUGCUGUUCAUUCUAGUAAUGGAAGUGCUGAAUUCUCUGAUCAAGUUUGCUAUCCAACAGCAACUUCUGCAGCCACUUGUGGUUCAGCAUGUCACACACCGGUCCUCUUUCUACGCAGAUGAUGCCAGGGUCUUUCGGCGCCCCAACAGCAACGAUCUCCAGGUCAUGAAAUUCUUACUCGAAUUUUUUGGGUAUGCCCCGGUCGUCCACACCAAACUGUCCAAAAGCUCACUUCUCCAAUUCACUGCUCCGAGGAGGACUUGCAGCCCACCAUUAGGAAACCCAGCAAAGAAGUUUUCCUACCUCUCAUCGACAAAGUUGCAGAUCAUCUGCCAGGGUGGAAGGCUUGCCUCAUGAAUAGGACUGCUCGAUUGGUGUUGACUCGUGUGGUCAUGACAGCUACUUCCACUUAUACGAUGAUUGCCAUGGAUCUUCCGAGGUGGGUAGAUAAAGCAAUAGACAAGAAACGCUGGGGUUUAAUCUUGAAGGGACAGGAAAAAGCUAAUGGCGGCAACUUUCUUAUCUCCUGGCCUCCUGGGAAAAGGUUCAGCGGCUUCUUGAAUAUGGUGUGCUGGGUAUUCUUAAUCUAGAAGUUUUGGGUGGGCCCUACGGAUCUGAUGGUUCUGGGCACAUAAAAACUGAUCCAACAGACCUUGGGCUGGUCUCCCAAUCCAGGUACCGGCGAAAGCAAAGGCUCUGUUCGAUAUGGCAGUUGAUUCAGUGGUCAGCAACAGAGAGUCCUCCCUCUUCUGGACAGAACGGUGGCUAAAUGGAAGUACACUGGCUGACUUGCCCCCUGAUUUAUUAGGAGCCAUACCAAAAAGGGUGAUUAAGUCAAGGACAGUAGCACAAGCACUGCAGAACAGCGGGUGGGUUCAUGAUAUCAGAGGAGCUUUAUUAGUUCAGGUCUUGUUGGAGUAUCUCCAUGUAUUAUCGGACCGAGUGGAUGGAGUAGGCAUUCCUGAUCAGUUUCGGUGGAAAUUAAGUCAAUCAGGAUCUUAUAGCAUCAAAUCAGCUUAUGCAGCCUGCUUUGUCGGUUCCAUCAGAUUUGCUUCCUGGAGGCGUAUCUGGAAGAGCUGGGCUCCAUUGCGUUGCAAAUUCUUCCUUUGGCUAGCCAAUAAACAGCGUAUUUGGACAGCUGACCGGCUCGCCAAGCAGGGUCUGCCUCAUCAAGCUGCUUGCCCGCUUUGUGACCAGGAACAAGAAACAGCCCAGCACCUCUUUCUCACAUGUGUGUUCACCCAGCAAUGCUGGUCAAUGAUCUCUCAACACCUGAACCUGGGCAUCACCGGGCCUGCCACCUCCACAACCAGUUUGUCUUCGUGGUGGUGCACUACUAUUAAAUCAGUACCUAAAGAUUGCCGCAAGGGCCUAAACUCUCUCAUCAUCAUGGUCACGUGGGAAAUCUGGACUUCUGGAAGCACGGCAAUGCUUGUGUGUUUGAGGGAGCUCAUCCGAAUGUUCAGAUGCUUCUGCAGACUGUGUCUAGUGUGUUCCUUGGUGCUUGGCAGAAGCAUCCAAGCUCAAAGAGCUCCUUGAUAGGUCGCUGCCCCCGGCCCUUAGGUCUUGGUGGGUGUUGGUCAUGGGUUGUUUUUUGUAAGAGACAUCUAGUGGCGAAUGUUGUAUCGAGUAUGGGGUUUGUCUAACCCCUUACUCUUUCCUUUCUUCUACCAUAAAUGAAAUGACCUGCAGUUCUCCUGCGCCGUUCGAGAAAAAAAACUCAACGAUUAGUUGGGAGCUUUUGCUUGGCUUAUAAAUAUGAUAGCCGUGUAAUUGCAAGAUCAAGUAAUGAAAUCAAUCUAGUUUCCCUUAUCCCUUCUCUUGUGUAAAUGUGUAAAUGAGAUGAUACUGUCAAAGCCAAUUUGAUUUGGCUGCAAGUAUAUUAGAUGAUA
This is a messenger RNA of Panicum virgatum (switchgrass), 3324 nucleotides long. RefSeq names its product ERI1 exoribonuclease 2-like. The record is from RefSeq and is a predicted model, not a curated record. NCBI's taxonomy places the organism in Eukaryota, Viridiplantae, Streptophyta, Magnoliopsida, Poales, Poaceae. The coding region runs from base 74 to 1012 and encodes 312 amino acids. The transcript is spliced from 2 exons. Gene Ontology annotation, molecular function: nucleic acid binding; 3'-5'-RNA exonuclease activity; zinc ion binding. Gene Ontology annotation, biological process: exonucleolytic trimming to generate mature 3'-end of 5.8S rRNA from tricistronic rRNA transcript (SSU-rRNA, 5.8S rRNA, LSU-rRNA).